UUAGCUAAAAUCAAAAUCCAAUCUAAAACCAUAGCUUCAAUCACACGACCUAAAGUAUCCACAAAAAAAACAACUAUUUGUUUCCUAGUAAAGUGUUGGAAAACAUGUCCACCACCACUGAGAUACCAAUUCUCUCUAGAAUUGACCGUUUAGAUUAUAUGUUGAGGCAGUUAGAGGAAAUUAGAGGAUCCAACCGAUCUCCAAAGAGCUCAUGUGCAUCCACACCAACAAGUGGAAGUGAUGGACGAAUUUCAUCCGUUGAUUUCUCACCGAAAAGCAUGGAGAAGCACUGCCGUCCGAUCGACACGGUGAUAAUGGAGACCGAAGUCAAAGGAACGUUGAUAGAGAGGCUCAAUCAAGUGGAGGAUCGGAUGCUUAAGCUAGAAGAAGAUUGGAUUGCGGAGAGGAGAAAAGAAGAAGAGAAGAAAAUGAUUAGAGGGAGAAAAAAGGGUUUGAAGCAACUUGUGAAGCAGUGUGUGAUUAAAUCAAGAAGAGAACGUGAUGAUAAUGAGUGAUUAAGAAGGUUGAAUUUAGGAAUUGCGUGACAAUUAUAUUUUGUAUAGUUUAAGGUUCUUUUUGAGAUAUUUAUAUUAACAAAAUGUCAUAAUGGUUGGUUUUGGUUU
This is a messenger RNA of Vicia villosa (hairy vetch), 623 nucleotides long. RefSeq lists its product as uncharacterized. Lineage: Eukaryota; Viridiplantae; Streptophyta; Magnoliopsida; Fabales; Fabaceae. The transcript has 3 exons. The record is from RefSeq and is a predicted model, not a curated record. The coding region runs from base 105 to 515 and encodes 136 amino acids.